AAUAAGAAAGAAAACAGAAAAAAAUUCUUUGCUUUAGAACAAAGGCAGAGACACAAAACAAAGGCUAAUUCGGAGCUCUCCUCCACAUCUUCUUCUCCGCAACAAGAACAAACAACCAAAACAAAGCCAAAUUUCCCAGAAAAUCAGAUCAUUCUUUCAUCAAUUUCGUCUUCCUUUGAUCAUUGGCGAGAAUCCAUCAGCUCAAAAAUCAGAGAAGCUGAUUCUUCUCCGAUCGUUAUUUUGUUCAGACGUUAAGGAUAAUUCCGAUUUCCGAUUCUUCCUAGGGAUUUGAUCGAUCGGUUUUGCACCAAAACAGCCGUCGAAAGGGUGUUUCUUUGAUCUGGUUUCGAUGGCGGGAUUAGAUAAAAACGCUGGGAAGACGAAAUCGGCUACGACGUCGUCGUUUUUCAACAGGUCGCUUACAAUUCACGGGAGAACAGUGGUGGAUUCGAGCCCCAAAUCCCACAAUCUCAAUCCUUCUCUCAAUCGUACCACCUCCAUUACCAAAUUCUACACCCCCGUUGAAUCUAUGGGAAGUUCUCUUAAAGGCAAAGUCAAAAACCUUUGUAGAUUAUUUGAGAGUUCCAAACCCGUUAAACCAGCCUCAGCUGAGAUUCCUCAAAAGCAGAAAUCCGGCAAAUCUCUUUUACCCGAAUCCCGGAUAUCGCCUUUUUUCAGCUUAAACAACUCGGUCAUCCGUCUUCCCGGGACAGAGGACAGGAUUGUGGUGUAUUUUACUAGCUUGAGAGGGAUUAGGCGGACAUAUGAGGAUUGCUAUGCUGUGAGAAUGAUAUUUAGAGGGUUUCGUGUUUGGAUUGAUGAGCGUGAUGUCUCCAUGGAUAUAGCUUACAGGAAAGAGUUGCAGAUUGCAAUGGGAGAGAAGAGUGUGUCGUUGCCUCAAGUUUUCAUUAUGGGAAAGUAUGUGGGUGGUGCUGAUGUGAUCAAGAGUUUGUUCGAAAUUGGCGAGCUCGCCAAGAUUCUUAAAGAGUUUCCUAUGAGACAACCAGGCUUUGUUUGCCACUGCUGCGGGGACAUCAGAUUCGUUCCGUGUUCCAAUUGUAGUGGGAGCAAGAAACUGUUUGAUGAGGAUGAAGAUAGGCUCAAGAGAUGUCCGGACUGCAAUGAGAACGGAUUGAUACGUUGUCCUCAUUGCUCAUCUUGAGAGAUAUCAAUCAACCUGAAAAACCAUUAAAAAAAAAAAAAAAAGAGGUAUUUAUUUCUCUUUUGAUGUUUCCAUUGUUGUGUAGAACAGUGAAUGAUGCUACAAGUAUCCGAAAAUCUCUUUUGGAUCAGCAGCAUUUCACUUUGGGGUUAAGGUUUGCGAUCAAUGGUAAUGGGAAUGCUGGUGAUCGUGGAUUUAGUUAUGUAUGUUUGCUACUAAGGACUAAUGUAAUUUGUGUAAUCAAAAUGUCUGAAACGGGUAGUAAGCAUUUUGACUCUUGUGUGUCAAUGUUGUGAGAGACAACUUUGUGCUUAUGCUAUAUGUAUUUGAUUGUAAAUACUUAGUGUGUUUAUGGGUAUCAUGUUUGAUUACGACAGUAACUGGAUGAUUCU
This is a messenger RNA of Arabidopsis lyrata subsp. lyrata, 1554 nucleotides long. RefSeq lists its product as uncharacterized. Lineage: Eukaryota; Viridiplantae; Streptophyta; Magnoliopsida; Brassicales; Brassicaceae. The transcript is spliced from 2 exons. The record is from RefSeq and is a predicted model, not a curated record. The coding region runs from base 350 to 1162 and encodes 270 amino acids.